AUGGCGACAAAUUCAAAACGAAUUCAUCAAUUAAAUAAACAAAUGAUAUUUAAUGGUGGUAAAUAUAUUUUGUAUAUAAUGCGUUGUAUUCGGCAAAAAUCAUCACCAGCAUUAACAUUUUCUUGUAAACGUGCAAAUUUAUUAAAUGUUCCCGUUAUUUCUGCUUUCUUCUAUGAUUAUCAAAAUCAUAAUAAAGCACAACGAGUAUUCUUAAUGGAAGGCCUAAUUGAAGUGAAAAAGAAAAUGAAUUCAUCUGGCAUUCCAUUAAUUUGUUUAAAAGCAAACAAUAAAACGGCUGUUCAAAUUGCCGCAGAUCUUAGUAAAUGGGCUUGUGAAGUUGUCAUCGAUGCUGGUUAUCUUCGUCAUGAACGUUUAUUUGAAGAAAACCUCAAUAAUGUUUUAGUCGAUGGUAAUCGCCGUUUAACUCGUGUGGAGGGCAAUGUUGUUGUUCCAGUGACGUUGGCAAGUAGUUUACUGGAAUUUGGAGCGCGCACUCUGCGACCAAAAAUUUGGCAACAUGUAGCAGAUAUGUUGAAGGAAAAAUGGAAUGAUCAGCCUAUAGUUCAGUGCAAGGAUUUGAAAAGUGUUGUUGAUGUUAAACUCGAUUAUAUGGAUUUAUCUGUUGAAUUAAAAGAAGCGCUUGAACAAAGGAAUUCAAAAAAUAAAUUCAUUGGGGGUGAAAAUGAGGCUUCGAAAACACUGGAUGAUUUUAUAUCGAAAAAAAUAAAUGGUUAUGAAACCAAACGUAAUAUACCUGGUACCGAUUAUCAGAGCUCUCUUUCACCAUAUUUGCACUAUGGUAUGAUAAAUCCCGUGGAUAUAAUUCGCAGAGUGAAUGAAUCGAAAGUUAAUAAAGCUUCAAAAGAUGCUUUCAUUGAAGAACUACUUGUCCGAAGAGAAUUAUCCCACAAUUUCGUUUAUUAUGCAAUGGAUAAUUAUGAUAAAAUGCAUGGAUAUUUGCGCAUGUAUUGGGCAAAAAAAGUUAUAGAAUGGACUCCCAGUUAUCAACAUGCUCUUGAUUUUCUUAUUGAACAGAAUGAUAAAUAUGAGCUCGAUGGUAAUGAUCCCAAUGGUUAUGCUGGCGUUUUUUGGAACUUUGGUUUACAUGACCGUGCCCAUGCGGAAAGGAAAAUAUUUGGCAAAUUGCGAUACAUGAAUGCUGAAGGAUUGCGAAGAAAAUAUAAGAAUAACAUCGAAAAGUUUGUAGAAAUUAAUUACCGCUUAGCAAAUCGACAACUUGAUGAACCAUUGCCAAAAAAGAGCAAAAAAAGUUGA
Messenger RNA from Dracunculus medinensis (Guinea worm), 1275 nucleotides. NCBI's taxonomy places the organism in Eukaryota, Metazoa, Nematoda, Chromadorea, Rhabditida, Dracunculidae. The record is from the annotation of a GenBank genome assembly.